Molecule: messenger RNA, 2064 nt
Organism: Prosopis cineraria
Lineage: Eukaryota; Viridiplantae; Streptophyta; Magnoliopsida; Fabales; Fabaceae
Product: protein HOTHEAD-like
Exons: 6
Coding region: 154-1896 (580 amino acids)
Molecular function (GO): flavin adenine dinucleotide binding; oxidoreductase activity, acting on CH-OH group of donors
Source: RefSeq, a predicted model, not a curated record
CUCUGCAAUAUAUAUAAUUUGUUCAUUCUGGGUUUAAGAGAUAUAUAUAUACACUACCCAGAUCAGCAAGUGAUCGUUAAUGCAGAGAGAGUUUAUACCGUAAGGCUUAAGUAGAGCGAUUUGAUCCACAAAGAUUCAAGCAUUUUGGGUAAGAUGGGUGUGCUAUGGUGGAGGCUGAUUCUUGAUCUUCUACUUUCCGGGAUUCUCUUCUCUCUUCAACCUGCUUGCGCCUCCUUCCACAAAGGUGGGAAUGAGUACAGUUUCACGAAGGAUGCAAGGUCAGCUCCAGAUGCAUCAUACUACGACUACAUCGUCAUCGGUGGAGGCACCGCAGGAUGCCCUUUGGCCGCCACUCUCUCCCAAAACUCCACUGUCUUGCUGCUUGAACGCGGCGGCUCCCCCUACGGCAACCCUAACAUCACGGAGGCCGUAGCCUUCGGCGCUGCCAUCUCUGAUUUGAGCCCCACGUCCCCGGCUCAACGCUUCAUAUCGGAAGAUGGUGUCAUCAACUCCAGAGCUCGCGUUCUCGGCGGCGGAAGCUGCAUUAACGCCGGUUUCUACUCUCGCGCUAGCCCUCACUAUGUCAGGGCAGCAGGAUGGGAGGGGAAAUCAGUCAACGAGUCAUACGAGUGGGUGGAGAAGGUGGUCGCCUUCCAGCCUGUCAUGAGCAACUGGCAAUCCGCCGUCAGGGACGGCCUCAUCCAAAGCGGCGUCGUUCCUUACAAUGGCUUCACUUACGAUCACAUCAACGGCACCAAAGUCGGCGGCACCAUCUUCGACCCCCACGGCCACCGCCACACCGCCGCUGACCUUCUCCGAUACGCCAAUCCCUCACAAAUCACCGUCCUUCUCCAUGCCACCGUCCAUAAGAUCCUAUUCCCUAGUCCAUCCAAAGGCAAAUCAAAAGCCAGGGUGGCUCGUGGAGUCAUUUUCAGGGACUCGUUGGGGAUGAAGCAUAGGGCAUAUCUGAAGAAUGGGCCUAAGAACGAGAUCAUCGUAUCAGCUGGGGCUCUGGGAAGCCCACAACUUCUGAUGUUGAGUGGUAUUGGGCCUCAGGCCCACCUUAAGGCCCAUAACAUUACUGUGGUCCUGGACCAACCUUUUGUAGGCAAGGGCAUGUCCGAUAACCCCAUGAACGCCGUCUUCAUCCCGUCUCCGAUCCCCGUCGAGAUCUCCCUCCUUAGCACCGUCGGCAUCACUAGCUUUGGCUCGUUCAUCGAAGCUGCAAGCGGCGAGAAUUUCGCCUCUGGUUCUUCCAAAGACUAUGGAAUGUUCUCUCCCAGGAUCGGUCAGCUAUCUAAACUUCCACCGAAGCAGAGGACACCGGAAGCCCUAGCGAAAGCUGCAGAGUUGAUGGAGAGCUUAGAGGGGGUAGCGUUUCAAGGAGGAUUCAUCUUCGAGAAGAUAAUGGGUCCGAUAUCAACCGGGCAUUUGGAGCUCCGGAACAGAAAUCCGAAGGAGAACCCGAUGGUGACCUUCAACUACUUUCAGGACCCGAGAGACCUAGAGAGGUGCGUGCAGGGAAUAAGCACAAUAGAGAAGGUGAUAGAGUCGAAGGCGUUCGCGGCAUUCCGUUACCAGAAUAUGCCAGUGGAAAUGCUGCUGAACCUGACGGCGAAAGCGCCUGUGAACUUACUGCCCCGUCACGCGAACACGUCGACGUCGUUGGAGCAGUACUGCAGAGAUACGGUGAUGACCAUAUGGCACUACCAUGGAGGUUGCCAAGUCGGGAAAGUCGUGGACCGUGAUUAUAAGGUUCUUGGCGUGCAGCGUCUUCGCAUAAUCGACGGUUCAACCUUCCUGACAUCUCCAGGAACGAAUCCCCAAUCCACUGUCAUGAUGUUGGGAAGGUACAUGGGAGUCAAAAUGUUGAGACACAGGCUUACGGGUGAGUGAUGAUGAUGAUCAUGGAUGAAUGUUGGAUUGGAGUAGUCCUUAAUUAUUUUCUUGUGUUGUUUCUUUAAAUUUGAUGUUGGGUUGAACGUGUGUGUCACAUAAUUUUCCCCCGCUCAUUCAUGUGGAUGUCGUGGAGGCGUAAUUUUGGGCUUGGCUUCUUCGACUAUA